UCAGGGCAUUCGGGCACGGCUGUCCCGGCGGCUGGCGGCGAGGGCACCCCAGGGAGCACCGGGUUAUGGUGCCACCGGGCUGACUGCCGGCACGCAGCGAGGCGGCAGCGGGGGCCGAGCCCGGAGCCAUGGAGGGGCCCGGCCAGGAGGCCUACGAGGAGAGGAUGAGGAGGAGCCUGGACCCCGAGGGCUACGAGGACCCCGGCAUCAAGAGCUCGCAGAUCUCACUGGGGGAGAUGAGCAGGGCCGGCACCGCGUCCCCUCUGCACGCUUGGAGGGCCCGAGCCGAGGAGCUGUCACCCCUGCGCCAGUAUCUGCCCAGCCGCCGGGGAUGGUAUGACCUGGAUGGGAGGAGGCGAGCGGCCGGGGCCCCCCCGGCACAGGCGAGCGGCCGUGGCAGUGGGCAGCCUGUAUCCGUGACUGAUGUGGACCUGGAGGUGGGAGGGAGCAGGAGGCCCUUGUUCCGGAGGGAGACCCAUGAGGGCUACGUGGAGCUGCAUGAGCUGGUCAUGGACAGCACAAAGGAGCUGUGCUGGAUGGAGGCCGGGCACUGGCUCAAGCUGGAGGAGGACUUCAAGGAAGCCGGGCACUGGGGCCAGCCCCAUCUCUCCUUCCUCACCUACCGCAGCCUCCUGGAGGUCCGACGGGCUUUGGCCAAAGGUGCCGUGCUCCUCGACGUGGCGGCCACCUCGCUGCCGGCCAUCGCCCAUGUCCUCAUCGACCAGAUGAUCUACGAGGGGCAGAUCAAGCCGCAGGACAGCGAGGACAUCCUGAGGACGCUGCUGCUGCAGCACAAGCACCCCAGCGAGGCGGAAUCGACGGGGACGCUGCCGCCGGCGCAGCUGCAGCGCUCGGGCACGGGGCGGCCGGACACGGAGCAGCCGCUGCUGAGGGAGCAGCAGCCCCUGGAGAUGCGCAGGCUGGGGGGAGAGCAGAGCCUUAGUGGGGCCAGCAGACCCCAGCUCCAUGAGAAGAUCCCUGAGGAUGCAGAGGCCACCCUGGUCCUUGUGGGCUGCGCAGCCUUCCUGGACCAGCCCACGCUGGCCUUCGUGCGCCUCAAGGCCGCGGUGAUGCUGGACGGCGUCCUCGACGUGUCCCUGCCCGUCCGCUUCCUCUUCGUGGUCCUGGGCCCCGACAGCCCCCACAGCAGCUACCACGAGAUCGGCCGUGCCGUGGCCACCAUGAUGGCCGAGCGGGUCUUCCGCCGUGAUUCCUACCUGGCCGACGGGCGCCAGGACCUGGUCCGCGGCGUCGAGGACUUCCUGGAGGCCAGCAUCGUGGUGCCCCCCACCGAGACCCCCAGCGAGCCGCUGCUCCGCAGCCUGGUGCCGCUGCAGCAGGAGCUGCUCCGCCGCCGCUACCGGCCCCCGGAGGCGCCGCUGAUCGAGGACCCCCUCAAAGACCUGCAGCUGAACGGGUCGGCUCCGGAGGACGAUGACCCCCUGCGCCGGACCGGGCGGCCCUUCGGGGGGCUGGUGCGGGACAUCCGCCGCCGGUACCCCAAGUACCUCAGCGACAUCAAGGACUUCCUGAGCCCCCAGUGCUUGGCCGCUGUCAUCUUCAUCUACUUCGCGGCGCUGUCACCCGCUGUCACCUUCGGGGGCCUGCUCAGUGAGAAGACCAAGGGCAUGAUGGGGGUGUCGGAGCUGCUCAUCUCCACCUGUGUGCAGUGUGUGCUCUUCAGCAUCCUCAGCGCCCAGCCCCUGCUCGUCAUCGGCUUCUCGGGGCCCCUCUUGGUCUUUGAGGAAGCCUUCUACUCGUUCUGCAGUGCCAAUGGCUUGGAGUACAUCGUGGGCCGGGUCUGGAUUGGCUUCUGGCUCGUGCUGCUGGUGCUGGUGGUGGUGGCCUGCGAGGGCAGCUUCCUGGUGCGGUACCUGUCCCGCUACACCCAGGAGAUCUUCUCCUUCCUCAUCUCCCUCAUCUUCAUCUUCGAGACCUUCUCCAAGCUCGUCACGAUCUUCAAGGCGCAUCCCCUCUCGCGCCGGUACGAUGUGCAGGACGAGGUGCAGCCCGGCGUGCCGGAGCCCAACACGGCGCUGCUGUCCCUCGUCCUCAUGGCCGGAACCUUCUUCCUGGCCUUCUUCCUCCGCAAGUUCAAGAACAGCGCCUUCCUGCCCGGCAGGGCCCGGCGCUUGAUCGGGGACUUUGGGGUGCCCAUUUCCAUCUUCAUCAUGGCGCUGGCCGACUUCUUCAUCAAGGACACGUACACGCAGAAACUCAAAGUCCCCCGAGGGCUGGAGGUCACCAACUCGUCCGCCCGGGGCUGGUUCAUCAACCCCAUGGGCGAGAAGAAGACCUUCCCCAUCUGGAUGAUGUUCGCUUCCGUGGUGCCCGCGCUCCUCGUCUUCAUCCUCAUCUUCCUGGAGACGCAGAUCACCACCCUCAUCGUGAGCAAGCCCGAGAGGAAGCUGGUGAAGGGCUCCGGCUUCCACCUGGACCUGCUGCUGAUCGUGGCCAUGGGGGGCCUGGCCGCGCUCUUCGGCAUGCCCUGGCUCAGCGCCACCACGGUGCGCACCAUCACCCACGCCAACGCCCUCACCGUCAUGAGCAAAGCCACUGCUCCCGGCGACAAAUCCCAGAUCCUGGAGGUCAAGGAGCAGCGCAUCAGUGGCCUCUUGGUGGCCGUGCUCAUCGGCGUCUCCAUCCUCAUGGAGCCCAUCCUCAAGUACAUCCCGCUCUCCGUGCUCUUCGGCAUCUUCCUCUACAUGGGCGUCACCUCCCUCUUCGGCAUCCAGCUCUUUGACCGCAUCCUGCUCCUGCUGAUGCCACCCAAGUACCACCCCGACGAGCCCUACGUCACCCGGGUGAAGACGUGGCGGAUGCACCUCUUCACCUUCACGCAGAUCAUUGUGCUGGUGCUGCUCUGGGUGGUGAAGUCCACCCCGGCCUCGCUGGCGCUGCCCUUCGUGCUCAUCCUCACUGUGCCCCUGCGGCGCUUCCUCCUGCCCAAGAUCUUCCGGGACAUCGAGCUCAAAUGUCUGGAUGCAGACGAUGCUGUGGUGACCUUCGAGGAGGUGGAGGGCACAGACGUGUACAACGAGGUGCAGAUGCCCAGCUAAGGGCCCGCUGCCCCCCGGCCCCGCACCCCCACUGCUGCCACCCUGGGUGCUGGGGGACCUGGGGUCCCGCAUUCCCGCUGUGAAUGGAGCUUUUGGAUGGAUUCCCCCCUUUUUUGCCUGUUUUUGAUACACUUUGGAUGGUGUGAGCUCACCCGCCCCUCGCUCCCCAUGGGGGAACAGGCUGGUCCCAUGGGCCGCCCCAACCCCAUGGUACAGGUGCCCCAUCCCGGCCCCAAGGCCACACUGGGGCUGUGACCGGGCACCAAGCACAGGGAGAGGAGCCGGAGGAAGACGCUGGAGCCCUCAGGGAUGGGGCAAUGCAGCAGGGGUGGAUCUGCAAUGGGAUUCCCCCAUUCCCUUCACUGGGGACCCCCAUGCCCUGAUCCCUCUUUCCCUAUGAACUUCCAGUGCUAAUGAGCACGGGACAGAGCCCACAGAGCCCUUUUCCCCCCUUUAUCCCAUCACUUGCUCCAGUGAGAGCAUCCGGCAGCUCCGCUGCGCUCCCAGCAUCUCCCAGGGUUGGGAUGUACAUAAUGCAGCCAGAGGGUUUAUACAUGUAAUGAAGAGAACCACGCUAAAAUCACCCCAAAACCAUCCCACGAUGCUUCUGCAGGAAAACUCCCCCAAACCAAACACAAAUCCACCAAAAGCACCUUAAAAAGGGAUAGAAAAAGGAGGAAAACCCCAAAUCCACGUGUGCUGCAAGGGGGGAUUCUGUAUAUUUGAUGCUGGGUUUGGGGGGAGCCUGUAAUUUAUUGCUGAUUGUGCCCCCGUGUGCGUGUGUGUGUGUAUAUACCAGAGAGAAUCCAUAGGGAAUGUUAGUAUAUUCCAGAAGAGUUGAUUUAAAGGAUCCUGGUCAGGGCCUAAACUCCAUGGACCAGUCCACCAGUGUCAUUUCACUCAUGAUUUAGUGGUAGCACCAUUCCUUUUUAUUUGAUAGCAUUCCACAUAUAUAUAUAUAGUUCAAU
Molecule: messenger RNA, 4027 nt
Organism: Neopsephotus bourkii (Bourke's parrot)
Lineage: Eukaryota; Metazoa; Chordata; Aves; Psittaciformes; Psittacidae
Gene: SLC4A1
Product: solute carrier family 4 member 1 (Diego blood group)
Exons: 22
Coding region: 129-3059 (976 amino acids)
Biological process (GO): transmembrane transport; bicarbonate transport; regulation of intracellular pH
Cellular component (GO): plasma membrane; basolateral plasma membrane
Molecular function (GO): solute:inorganic anion antiporter activity; monoatomic anion transmembrane transporter activity; bicarbonate transmembrane transporter activity
Source: RefSeq, a predicted model, not a curated record